Triticum turgidum subsp. durum (durum wheat) is the source of this 672-nucleotide messenger RNA. The record is from the annotation of a GenBank genome assembly. NCBI's taxonomy places the organism in Eukaryota, Viridiplantae, Streptophyta, Magnoliopsida, Poales, Poaceae.
AUGCCGCAGGGCGGCGAGGUGCACCCGUGCGUCGGCUUCUGGAUGGGCUACUUCCGCUGCAUGCUGCGCAACCGCGUGCCCCUCUACUUCGUCCUCGCCGCCGGCAACGGCGACGCCGACACCGACUCGCCGCCAACGACGCCGCUCGCGCCCGACGAGAGCGGCCUGGUGACGGAGCUGAUCUCGUGCCUGGAGGCCGUGCUGGAGGAGCAGUCCGCCGCGCUCGCGUUCCCAGGGCUAAGGCAUAUCUUCAUGCUGAACAACACGAGCGCCAUCCUGCGCCGCGCCGUGCGCUCCGACCUCAGCAUGCUCCUGCCGCCCAGCUGGGUGCUCGUCCGCGAGGAGCGCAUGGAGGGUUACAUCAAAGCUUACCUGCAGGUUUCCUGGGGGACCGUCGUGUCGCGCCUUGACGGGAAGCCAGGAGCCCUGAACGCCCUCCGGCGACGGAACCCGCUGAGCGCAUUUUACCUGGCGUUGGAGAACGCGUGCAGCAUGCAGAGAGGCUGGAAGGUGCCCAGCCCAGCGCUGCGGGCCGCCCUCCGGAGUACCGUGUCGGGGAAUGUCGUGCCGGCAUACCGUCGGUACCUCGACGACCACCCGGAGGUUGAGGUGCCGGCAGGGCGCACCGCGGAGGAGCUGGAGAAUCAGUUGUCGGAGCUGUUCGAAGGCUAG